AUGGACUACGAUGAAGACUCCCAACCCACGCAAGCGUCGACUGCCGCUGUAGCUACCCAAACAUUGGUCGACCCGAGACGCUUAGGCAAGCAGAAUUCGGGCUUUUCCGAUGAGGAGAUUGCCGACAUCAUAUGCAUUCUCUACCCCAAAUCCGAAAAUGCCCGCCGGGCAGUGGUCGCACUCGAACGAGACAAGUCGAAGCACCUGGUGUCUAGACCAACCGACAGCUCAUCGAACGUAGACUACCUGUUCGAUGACGAUCCGGCUCAGUUCGGCCUCGCGACAGCCGUCUCAGGCAGCCACGUUAUUGCCUUGAGGUUGUCGGCCACCACUAAAGACCCCGCGCAGGGCUUCACAUUCGGCCGUCAUCCUGGGCGAUGCGAUAUAUGCUUGACGCACGACCCGCACAAGCGCCUGAGCAACAUUCAUUUCCGCAUCUUCCUCAACGAGUAUGGCGUGCUUAUGCUUGAGGAUACGUCCACCAACGGUACCGUCGUAGACGAGGUUCUGCUUAAGAAGUCCAAACCCGAACGAUGCGAAACCAAACGGACGCUAAGCAACGGUACUCAGAUCAAGGUGCUUUUGCAUAACAAUGCCAAUGACCUCGUUUUCCUCGUCCAAGUACCCAGGCGCGAAGGGCAGCACGAGGUUAAUUUCAGGCGUAACAUCUUGAUCCACAAACAAAGAGUGCAGGCUCUGGCAGAGGAAGAAGCUGCAACAAUGGUCCCUGGGCCAGCGGGAGGACCUCCCGUCUUGUUUCCGAGAGAGCCCUCGGGCACUGAUAAAAGACCACGGCGGCAUCUGCAGCACGAUGCAACCAUUGACUCGGAUGAGAGGCUACCGCGGGAAUGGACUGGCUCAGAUCGAUACAACCGCGUGGGUCAGAUAGGCAAGGGCGCCUUCGCUACUGUGCACAAGGUCACGUCCAAGUACGAUGGGAGGCCAUAUGCCGCAAAAGAGCUGGACAAGCGUCGCUUCAUGAAAGACGGUGUACUGGAUCAGAAAGUUGAGAAUGAAAUGAAAAUCAUGAGGAGCGUGACACAUCCGAACAUAGUCCGCUACGUUGAUCACCUGGAAUGGGAAAAUCGACUGCUAAUUAUCAUCAUGGAGUAUAUACCCCUGGGAGACCUUGGUGGCCAUGUGCAACGGUACGGUCCACUCACCGAGCGCUUAGCGAUAGCAACCGCGAAGCAGCUGUCGAGCGCCUUGGGCUACCUUCACAGCCACAACAUAACACACCGAGACGUCAAGCCAGACAACAUCCUGAUACAUUCGAGAGAAAACGACACCUUCACGGUCAAACUGACAGACUUUGGGCUGUCCAAAAUGGUCGACAACGAGCAGACCUUUUUGCGGACUUUCUGCGGUACUCUCUUGUACUGCGCCCCUGAAGUGUAUUCGGAGUAUCUGGACUAUGACGAAUACGGAAUACGGCGACCUCACCAGAGACGGCAGCAUAUUGGGCAACGAUACGACCACGCAGUGGACUUGUAUUCUCUGGGCGGUGUUCUGUACUACAGCCUGACAGGAAAGCCGCCGUUUCCCGCGGAUAACGGUGCGGGUUACGCGGCUUUGCUCAAUGCCAUCAUGACACAGCCUCUCAACAUUGCACCAUUAGAAGCCGUGCGCUUGUCGCAUCAAGGCAUCAAUUGUUUGCAGUGGAUGCUAUGGCGGCGACCCGAGCAGAGGGCAACUGUGCAACAAGUGGAAAAUCACGAGUGGCUUGGCGGCACCCUCAUGGGGUUUUCUCAACAUAGCGUUAACACAUCGGAGGAGCUUGGGCAGAAGGCAUCCCAACUCAGCCUGGUAGACAACCAUCAGAGGUCGGACCCUCUUAGCGACGACGAGUUCAUGGACGAGGACGACGAAGUGAUGGAAAUCGACAGGGGCUCGAGCCGAACGUGGUCGGAGAAUGCUAGUGAAAACCGCACUUUUGGUCGACAAGCCCCUCGCUUGUUUGGGGAGGUCAGUGUCUCGGCUAUUGGCUCGUCCGGUGUGAUUCCAGAGAACAGGCUAAAUCUCUCGCUCGGUCAAGCCAUCAACAUGGAGGAUUCCGAUGUGAUUAGAGAUAGUUUCUCGUCCGCCUUGACUGGAAACCAUGUUGAGGAUGGAGCUGAAUCUCAAGCCGACGUAGCGGUGCAGACAGUGAACCAAGCGGCUUUGGAAGCAAAGACUGCUGUCGACUGUUUCGUGGCCGAUAGCCAGGCGUCUGAAAACAGUGCAGAUUAUGAUGCGUCCCGGGAAGACAUCCAACCUGGCAGAACCGGGCACGAUUUGGCUAGUAGCAAACGCCUACUGCCCUUUGAUACGAGUGAUGAAAACCCCGGGAAAGCGAAACCCUCGUUCAAGAGGAUCAAAUCAGACACUGCCUCGGACGAGGCGCUGAUUGCAUCGGUUCCCCCACUUGCAUUCCUCGCCUCGGGAAGGCAAAUCAACAACCCUGUCCCGAAGUCAACGUUUUGGGCGGCUAAUGACAGAACAACGUGGCACCUCGACUACCCCGAGAUGACGCAGUUGCAGCAUGACGCCUUUGUGCAUGCGUCAAAAUCUAGAGGCGAGGACUUUGGCCCGGAAAGCUCCCUCUGGAAGCUGGCAAUGGAGUUCUUUCCUCCUAGUUCAGGGAACAGUCCCGCCUCAGGUGCACGGAAUAUGGGUCCCGACGGGCUCGGUGGUCGACCGGAUGAAGACUCGAGUCCGAUAACAGAAAGUUCCCACUCAAAGGGCAACACCCGUGGCAUAUCCGGGCUGGUUGUUCCAGUCACUGACAAGCGGCUGGCGGCUACUUUUGAAUCGGCCGCCGGAUCUCUCGUGGAGAACAUUUCUGUGCCUGUGGAGGAGACCUUCGUGUCGUUUGGCCGCGCCGAUGAGAAUACCAAUGUCUAUGGCUUCAAGAAGGAAGUCAAGGUGCCUAAGUACGCAUUCAAGCUGAUACUCUGGAGGCCUGGUUUCGAUCCCUCGCGCAACUUCAGGCCAUGGACCUGCGUUCGGGAUGCCGACAAGGCGCAUUUUUACAUUGCGACAAAAGCCACUAACGGGAUUCGUGUCAACGACUUUGUCAUCCCGUCGCAUGAUCACCGGAACCCGACGACUGCAUGCCGUCACUGGGCUCGUCUACACAACGGCGACACUGUCACUAUCUGGGGUGACGACCAGCAGCAAGCCAAGCUCCGGUUCAGGUGCUUCCUUACUGCUUCGCAAGAGCCGCGUGCUCAAGAUGAUUGGCCGGCCGCCUUGGUUUCUGAGAGCGAUGCCGCCAAGCUUGAUGAGGCCUGCACCAAAGCCGAGCGUCGAUAUCCAAAAUUCAUGGAAAUCGACCUUCUUCAUUCAGCAGAGCGCCAGGACCAGCAGCGGCGGGAGCUCAACGUCGAGGCGGAACGUAAGAGAUCAGAAAUAUUUUAUCAGCACAGGGAGGAGGUUUUGAAAGCGUUUACCCAAGUCAGGAGGGAGACGACCCAAUCUUCAGAUUCAUGGGGCUUGGCCCACGCGUAA
Molecule: messenger RNA, 3489 nt
Organism: Pyricularia pennisetigena
Lineage: Eukaryota; Fungi; Ascomycota; Sordariomycetes; Magnaporthales; Pyriculariaceae
Exons: 4
Coding region: 1-3489 (1162 amino acids)
Biological process (GO): autophagy; peptidyl-serine phosphorylation
Cellular component (GO): cytoplasm
Molecular function (GO): protein serine/threonine kinase activity; ATP binding; protein binding
Source: RefSeq, a predicted model, not a curated record